AUGAUAAGUGAUUUUGUAUAUCAAUAUGAGAAAGCCUUGAAUGCACGUUAUCUUAAAGAGAAAGAACAAGAUGUAAGGACAAAAAAUUCAGUGCCAAUUUUGAAAACAUGUUAUAAGUUGGAAGCAAAGGCAGCAAAAGUUUAUAUGAGAAAGAUGUUUAUGAAAUUUCAAGAAGAGUUAUUUUGUAGUAAAAAAUAUAAGGCAUCCAAAUAUCGUGAAGGAGUGAAGAAGAUAUACAAGGUGGUAGCUCGUGGGAAAGAAAGUCCAUUUUAUGAAGUGUGUCUUGAUAUUGUUGAGACAAAAGUUAUUUGUAAAUGCCAUAUGUUUGAGUUUGUUGGAACUAUUUGUAGGCAUAUCCUUGCUGUUUUUGUAAAGAAAUCUCUUGUGCACUUUCUUCCAUCACAUUAUAUUUUAGAAAGAUGGACAAUUAAUGCCAAGAAGCACAUUGUACAUGACAUAUCUAGUGAUGUCGUACAGGCGGAGCCUCAAGUUUCUUCUACCAUGAUGAGAAAUAGUUUGAUGCUUAAAUUUUUGGAAGUUGCAGAGGAAGGGUCACAAUCAGAGAAGCAAUACAAGCAUCUUGGUCAAACUUUACAAAAAGUUCAUGAGAAGCUUCUAGCCAUGCAAGAUGUUUAUAAUGUUGAUGAAUUAGGAAGUCCUAAUAAUACUACAUUAAACAAUCAAGUAUUAUCAAAUCUUCCAAUUACUUUGCAAGACCCUCCAAAUGUUCCAUCAAAGGGAAGGCCAAAAGCUUUGAGACAAAAGCAUCCAAAAGAAAAACAAUUGAUGAAGAAGAGAAAAUGUAGCAUUUGCAAAGAAACGGCCCAUGGAUGUUGCAAAUACAAGCUUGACACCACAUUGGGAGUCAGUGCAUCAACAAAGUCAAACUAA
Quercus lobata is the source of this 891-nucleotide messenger RNA. Its product is annotated as protein FAR1-RELATED SEQUENCE 5-like. NCBI's taxonomy places the organism in Eukaryota, Viridiplantae, Streptophyta, Magnoliopsida, Fagales, Fagaceae. The record is from RefSeq and is a predicted model, not a curated record. The transcript is spliced from 2 exons. Gene Ontology annotation, molecular function: zinc ion binding. Gene Ontology annotation, biological process: regulation of DNA-templated transcription. The coding region runs from base 1 to 891 and encodes 296 amino acids.